Messenger RNA from Alexandromys fortis (reed vole), 2476 nucleotides. RefSeq names its product agouti related neuropeptide (gene Agrp). Gene Ontology annotation, cellular component: extracellular region. Gene Ontology annotation, biological process: positive regulation of feeding behavior; adult feeding behavior; neuropeptide signaling pathway. The record is from RefSeq and is a predicted model, not a curated record. Gene Ontology annotation, molecular function: type 1 melanocortin receptor binding; neuropeptide hormone activity. The transcript is spliced from 8 exons. NCBI's taxonomy places the organism in Eukaryota, Metazoa, Chordata, Mammalia, Rodentia, Cricetidae. Bases 2033 to 2428 code for a protein of 131 amino acids.
GGACCUACAAACUGAGAUAACAUACAGUGAACAGCAUAAUUUUUCUUAAUAUCAAGAUGUUUAAAGAAAGCCAAGCAUGUCGGAGCACACCUUUAACCCCAGCACUUGGGAGACAGAGGCAGGUGGAUCUCUGAGUAGGAGGCCAGCCAAAGCUACAGAGUGAAACUACUCUGUCCGAGGGUUUGGGGUGGGAAGAUGUUUAAAGCUUUUAAUAAACUUAAAUAUCUUCUUUUCUAUAAAUGUCAACCUAGAGUUUCUUUUCUACUUAAGAACCUAAGUCACACAUCAGCGACUAAUUAGUAACAAAAUAUGGGGGAGAGACUCGGGAAAUAAAGGUUACUUCAACAAUUUAACAGCGUAAGCUUUUUAAUGUAAAAGAAUUAAAGUCAGGGUAAAUACCCUGUUUACUUUCUUUUCCUGUCUAUGGAGGUAGUGAAAUUUUAACUUUCUUAGUUAUCUAAACUCCAAAAAAGUAUUGUCUCUAUGCUGAUGUUUACUUAAUGCUAAACUCAAUCCAGGAAGUCAGCUACUAAAGAGUAGUUACAUUAGGCACACACAUUUAUAAACCGUCUGCUGCAAGUGACCCAGGACUCAAUUACAACAUCAAUCCUCACAUUUCAUCCAACAGUCAAACUACCAGUCUAGUCGAGAAUAAGUUCAUUUUGCCCUACUGGCGCUUCAUAUCGGGUUGCACAAUCCCAGAGGGUUGAACUGUCUUAGCCUAGCCCUAGAGCAUCAGGUCCUAAGUGGAGUGCGAAGUUACCGGCAGGACAUUUUUAAACUGGAGGCAAACUCCAGCGUCGCCUGCACAAACGUAACCAGCCUAUGCUCCCGAAUUUUGGAGUUUAACACAUCACUUGAGAUCAGAGUGAAAUAAGUUUCAGUCCCUUUGAGAUCUCUGAGCACACAAUGUGUUAUCAUUCCAAGGGGCUGAAGAGUGCGAACCUAGCUGGGGAAAAAAACUAUUUGGUGCGGAAAUUCGAGUCUUUUCCGCCCACCAUUGGGGGCCGCAUCGAUCGGGUCCGGCGCGAUGCCCUGGCGUGAGUUUGGGGGCGCAACGGGACCCGGAGGGGGCGGCGAGCGCGCGUUCCCCCGCCCGCUCAGGCGGCGUCGAGGCGCGAGCAGCUCAGCCAGCCUUGCAGAGGGAGCUCUCGGCAGUUCAGGGGUCCCUCUGCUCGCAGCCACAGCAGCGCCGCCUGCGCCACUCGGCGGCGACGGAGACCAGCGGCGACGAUGAUCGGACUCGGAGGAACUAGAGAGCACCCCAGCUGCUGGAGAAGUACUCGGCGGCCGGCUUUGAAAGCAUGAGAAAAGAAGAGUGAGAAACAAGAAGAAAAGAUAAGGUUGGAAGAGGGCAAGAGGAAAGGAGAGGAAUGGAAGGAAACUCCUGCAGCCACCAACACAAUAAAUUGUAUCCUGAGCCACCUCAGCCUGGCCCUUUUUUGCAGUGCUCUGAAGACGAUGAAUAAGACAUGACUGUGACCUAGGUGGUCUUAAAUGACGAGCCCAUCAGCAUGUUACAGACCUUGGCAGCCCAUUUCCAUUUGCCCCCUCUAGGUGCACACUUUCCUUGCCGACACCUGUGACUCUUGAUAACAUCACCAACCUCCCACCACCUGGGACAGCAGGCUCCCAACUGUCCUGAAUCUGAACUGGAAGAACAAAUGUCUCCCCAGCCUGCAGGACAGCAGGUCAGUGGAAAGCUGGGAGAUACUGACCCUGUUGUUCCCCGAAAGAACCCUAGUGACAGAUGCCAAAUGAAGUCUAAGACGAGAGUCUGAACAGCAGUUGCUGGCACUGCCCCUACCUGUAAGAUGGUGUUUGCCACCUGAUACCUUGCUGGUACCCAAGCACAGCUCUGGGACACUGCAAAACAGAAAACUGACCACUAUAGAGCCUUCAUUUUGGGAGGGCCCCUCAGGCCCUGGCUGCAGAAAUCAGUCACGUGCAGGCCCUUUAUUAGACUCUGCCAUAUAAGCUUCAGGCACAAGUGGCCAGGAACUCCCUGGACGAGGAUCAGCAAGCAAAGGCCAUGCUGACGGUAAUGCUGCUGAGCUGUGCCAUGCUGCUGGCACUGCCUCCCACGCUGGGGGUCCAGAUGGGCUUGGCACCCCUGGAAGGCAUCAGAAGGCCUGGCCAGGCCCUGUUCCCAGAGUUCCCAGGUCUAAGUCUGAAUGGCCCAAAGAGGACAACUGCAGACCGAACAGAAGAGGCUCUGCUGCGGAAGGCAGAAGCUUUGGCGGAGGUGCUAGAUCCACAGAAUCGCGAGUCUCGUUCUCCUCGUCGCUGUGUAAGGCUGCACGAGUCCUGCCUGGGACAGCAAGUUCCUUGCUGCGACCCGUGCGCCACGUGCUACUGCCGCUUCUUCAACGCCUUUUGCUACUGUCGCAAACUGGGUACUGCCACGAAUCUCUGCAGCCGCACCUAGCCAACGGAUGCUGGGCAAAGGCAGGGACGCGAAUAAAGGAUGGGACCA